AUGCCGAUCUUCAAUGGCGUUGCGCUCGUGACUGGGGCGGCCUCGGUUGACCGCGAUGCGAAAAAGCUCAAUGACACAGACCUGGCCAUUAAAGAGACCUUCCAGGAUGUUCAGGUCCUCGCUGUGCCAACAGACAUCUCCAAACAGGAGGACAUUGAGAGGCUCUACAGUGAAACUAUUGAAACAUUCGGCAGAGUAGAUUAUGUUGUCAAUGGUGCUGGUAAGAGUUGUCUUGCUACUGAAAAGUUCGUCGUCGACGACUGA
This is a messenger RNA of Fusarium musae, 264 nucleotides long. RefSeq lists its product as uncharacterized. NCBI's taxonomy places the organism in Eukaryota, Fungi, Ascomycota, Sordariomycetes, Hypocreales, Nectriaceae. Bases 1 to 264 code for a protein of 87 amino acids. The transcript is spliced from 2 exons. The record is from RefSeq and is a predicted model, not a curated record.